AUGCAUCUAUUCGGAAUACAGACUUGCGGACUGUUUACUGGUUUCCAUGCCUUCUUUGGGCAUGUUUAUUGUGACUUUCCUAACCUCAUGUACUUCUUCGGGUCAUUGGGAGUUUGUAAGUGACCAGCCCUUCAUAUAUUUACGUUAAAUAUUCUGAAAUAAUAUCACUGAUUGCUUUAGCAAUGUGGUCGUCCAGCACGUUGACCUCACUAUUCCUCGGAAUCAAUCGAUGUGCCGAAUUGACGAGUCAUUACUGGGCAGAUGUCAUGUUUGGGGGAUGGCGAAAGAUCUUCUGGAUUGCGACUCCAGUCAUUUAUUUCUUUUUCUUUUUCAUUUUCACUCCUAGUGCGUUUUUCAAUGGAGAAAUGAUGACCUGGUUCUUCAAUCCUCAUUAUGGGUAUUAUGAAGAUACCGAACACAAGGUAACUUCGUAGCAUGAACCCGGUAGAUGAGGAAGUUUGACGAAAUGAAUGUUCCAUUUUGCAGAAGUAAUCACCACAAUAUACGAAUUGUUUUAUAAGCACCUUCAAAAUUUCGCCAGCAACCUCUGCUUGGAUGAUACAACCCUAGAACCCAACACAAAUUCCCACCAUAACAAAUUUUUUAACCUAAAAAUUUCAGUACCAAAGUAUCUGGCAUUCCAUGAACAACCUCUGUGUGAUGCUCGCUCAUUCCGGAGUGUACGCUUACUUCUUUUUUGUCUACUUCAAAAAGACGCGAAUGACCAAAUCCCUGGGAAAUAUCAAAGACAAAUCGGUAAGAAAAAUGCAACAUUGACUACAUCAUUUCGCGUAAAAGCUUAUGCUGAAUGUACUUUAGACAUACAUCCAAAUUCUGAUUAUCGGAGCCAUUCAUUUCGUCGCCGCCGCGUCUUAUGUCAUCAUUCAGUAUUUACCGGUGAACUUUUAUUACACACUCGUUGCGUCUUCGGCCUAUUUGGCUUCGCAUGGUAAGUGAAAUCAGCAAAAAAAUAUAAAUGGUGCUAUUUAUCAGGCCGACCAAAAUUUGAGAACAUCUUUAUUGUUUUAGGGACCCCACCAGUUAUCUACAUCUGCUGCAACAAGACGAUUCGCCGAUAUAUAGCGCGAAAAUUCCUCCGGCCGUUCCGCCGCUCGGUCAGCACAACAAAUGCAUCGGAACUCUCGCGAGUCAAAACUGCACGAUCCUCAGAAGGUGUUUCAAACCUCCACUAAUAUUGUACAUUACAGUAGCCUCCUCUUUAACUAACUUUAAUGACUCUAAUCUAUCGCGUUGCGAAUUUCUUAAUUCAAGAAAGUUUUCUAUCAAAUUGACUCAUUUUGUCACAAUAAAACUACAAAAGAAGACAAUAAAAAGUCAUAAUCGAUAUGAAACUUUGUGAAAAAGGUUGUUUUGAACCGGAAAUAACCUUGAUGCGGACCUUGGGUUGAGUAAUAACCAGGUUUAUGAACUGUUUUAUUGCGCGAGGCGUCGACAGUCAAGUGGCUGGGAGAAGAGGCUUUGUGUAUAAAUUGCUAUGAAAAGCGGGGCGUAAACGGUAGUGUCGCCAGUCGCUGUCGUUGCCAUUCUGGCCGCUUGAAUGCGUCAAUUAUAAUAUAUUGUCCGAAGAUUCUACGGUGAGUUCCCAAGAGUUUCUCGUGCUUAUAUACUUCUGCCUAGUGCACUAUUACAGUGCAUAUAUUAUCUUUGCUCUCAGUAACAUAUUUAAAAAUAUAUAUGCCUGCCAGCUAUCACUAGGAAAUACCAAAAUUUAAUUUUUAUUUUUCUUCAUUUCAGAUGUCACAAACGUCAUCUAAUCCCCAACUAAAGUCACACGGUACAUUGCUCCUAGAAGCAGAAACUCUUCGCCGUCAUGCUCUAAUUGCCACGUCCGUUACAACUUCAGCCAUUCUGACCGUAAUCUUGGCGGUUCCCCUUCUCUACAAUUACAUUCAAUAUGUACAAAGUGGCCUUCAAGACGAACUCUCCUUCUGUCUCCAUCGAACAAACGAUCUAUGGUUGCAAUAUCAUAGAACUCAUGAUAUCACUGGUCACGAAGUUCGAAUCAAGCGUCACUUCCACCAAAUGGGCGCUGGAUAUUCCCCGCCAAACUAUCAGCAACCAUCGUAUCAACAAGCUCCUUAUCAACCACAAGCCCAGCCACAAUAUCAACGGCCAAUGCAGGCGCCACGGCCAGCUCCGUAUCGUCCAGCACCGGCUCAAAGUUGCUCAUGCGGGGUAGGGAUGGGAGGUCCUCCUGGCCCACCUGGAGGAGAUGGCUAUCCAGGUAAAGAUGGAGCACCGGGAAACGACGGAACGCCUGGACCGGAUGCAGGGCUGAAUGACAAGCCAAGACCUCAAGACUUCUGCUUCGACUGUCCACCAGGACCUGCAGGAAUGCCCGGAGGAAUGGGACCAAAAGGUCCUCCUGGUCGACCUGGAGAACCCGGGGCAUCCUAUGGCCCGGGAAUGAUGGGACCACCUGGCCCACCUGGAGCUAUGGGACCGAUGGGAAGUCCUGGUAUGCCCGGCAAACCAGGGGGCAGAGGAGCGCCUGGCCAAGUGAUUGAUGGCCCGCCUCAAUAUGGGCCAGCUGGGCCAAUGGGACCUCCAGGUUCUCCGGGCUCGAUGGGACAACCAGGAGCUCCAGGAAGAGCUUAUCCUGGCCCAAUGGGACCACCAGGUGAUCAAGGCGCUCCCGGUGGACCAGGUAGGCCAGGUGGACCGGGAGGUCCUGGGCGGCCGGGAUAUCCAGGCCCUAAGGGCAGCUGUGAUCAUUGUCCUCCGCCAAGAACCGCUCCUGGCUAUUAA
Molecule: messenger RNA, 2769 nt
Organism: Bursaphelenchus xylophilus (pine wood nematode)
Lineage: Eukaryota; Metazoa; Nematoda; Chromadorea; Rhabditida; Aphelenchoididae
Source: the annotation of a GenBank genome assembly